Molecule: messenger RNA, 766 nt
Organism: Cornus florida
Lineage: Eukaryota; Viridiplantae; Streptophyta; Magnoliopsida; Cornales; Cornaceae
Exons: 2
Coding region: 171-515 (114 amino acids)
Source: RefSeq, a predicted model, not a curated record
UUCAACUAUUAAUAAAAUCACUCGCUCUAUAUAAUUCAUUAGACUUCAGUCCCUUCUCUCUUCACACAUAUAUCUCUAUAUAUACACACACAUAUUCAUACAUAAUGCCAUACAUAUUGAUUAUAUAUAUAUUCUAAGAAUUCUCUCUACAUUGUGUUAUCUGGCCAGCGAUGGAUCACAAGAAUGGGUUCAGUCAGCAGCGUCGGAACGGGCUGUCUGCGGGUACUCAGAAGAGACCAGAGGCGGGUCAUUCGAACAUGCCGCCAGCGGGUGUUCCGAAAAAUCAACAGGAGCCGGGCUUUUUGAACGAGCUGGCGGCCGGCGUUGGGACCGUGGCGUUGGGCGUUGGGAUGGUGGUGACGACAGUGGCCGAGGGAGUCAUCAACGCCGCGGUUCCUCCGCAGCCCGUGAUGAAGGGUGAGGAGAAGGAUGGAGGCCAUGCUCCUAAAAUCGAUAGUCGUAAUAAGAUUGUAAAGGGCAGCGACAAAACAAAGGGAGGGUGCUGCUGCUGGUAGGGCACUUGUUAGAGGCAGGGGCAGGGGAGCUGAAGGAUUCUAUCAAAACAGGUAUAUUAGUUUUUUGGUUCCGUCUAUUUUGCUUUGAUAAAGAUUUUGUAAUAGUUGGUUACACUGUAUUAUAGUUACAACAGUUGUAAUAAAUAAUUUCUGGAACUAAAAAGUAUUUUGCUAUUGUACUAUAUUAUUAUUGAUUUCACAACCGCACAUUGUUGGUGAGACAAGUAUUGUUUUGUAGUGAUGAUGAGACA